CCAGACCUUCUCCUGGGCUCCUGGCACCAUGUCGCCCCUGAAGACCCUGCUGCUGGCCGCCCUCCUCCUCGGGGCUUCUCUGCAGAGCAUCCAUGCAGCUCGAGCCACCAAUGUGGGCCGGGAGUGCUGCAUGGAGUUCUUCACGGGGGCCAUUCCCAUCAGAAAGCUGGUGACCUGGUACAGAACCUCAGCCGAGUGUCCCAAGGAUGCCAUUGUGCUUGUCACCACCCAGGGCAAGUCCAUCUGUUCGGACCCCAAGGACAGGCACGUGAAGAAGGCAGUUAGACUCUUGCAGAGACUUGUGAAGUCACCUGGCCCCAUCACCCAGAAGCCCUGAUUUCCUCCGGACCAUUUGGAGACUUCCAGUGUGGGAGUUCACCACCCCAACCCGGAGCCCCGGGCCCGGGAGGCCUCACAAGGAC
Molecule: messenger RNA, 422 nt
Organism: Marmota flaviventris (yellow-bellied marmot)
Lineage: Eukaryota; Metazoa; Chordata; Mammalia; Rodentia; Sciuridae
Gene: Ccl17
Product: C-C motif chemokine ligand 17
Biological process (GO): immune response
Cellular component (GO): extracellular region
Molecular function (GO): chemokine activity
Source: RefSeq, a predicted model, not a curated record